AUGCUCAAAAUAGUUUUUCUUGCUUUGCUCGUCGCAGCGGAAAAAGAACGAUUGGAUGAUGGCGCAAUAUCACCAAAGAAUUCCGGGAAAAUUCCGAGAAUCACAGAGAAUUCUGGAAACGAAAAUGUGAAAGAGUUUUUCGACGGGUUGGACACAAAUAAGGAUGGGUUUUUAGGUAAAGUUUUCUUUCAUUUUUAUCCUUCAAUUUUAAUAGUUAUAGAUUUCGAUGAAAUUCUUGAAUGGAUUGUGCAAUCUUAUGCAACUGUUGAUAAACGAGAAGCACAUGAAAGAAUGAGUGAAAUGGAUGUAAAUGGAGAUGGAUUUGUUUCAUGGGAAGAAUAUUCUUCAGAUUCAUUUUCCGAUGAAGAAUUGGCUAACAACAAAGACGAUCAAAUACUUCUAGAACAAGAUCGAAAAUAUUUCAAAGCUGCCGAUGUAAAUCAAGACGGUAAAUUGGAUAUCAAAGAACUCGCUGCUUUCAACAAUCCAGAGAAUUAUCCACAUAUGCACGACGUUAUUCUCGAAGCAACUUUAGUCGAAAAAGAUUCAAAUGGUGAUGGAGCAAUCGAUUUGAAUGAGUAUUUAGGCGAAAUUGCUGUGCAGAAAUAUAACGAAUGGCAUGAAAUUGAGAAAGAACGAUUUAUGGCAGAAUACGAUAAAAAUGGUGAUGGAAAAUUGACUGGAGAUGAAAUAAGACAUUGGUUGUUGCCUGAUUCGACUAUUAUUGGAAGCGCAGAAGCGAAACAUAUUCUAACUGCCGCUGAUGAUAAUAAGGUUAGUUUUGCUAUUUUUAGGAAGUACAAAAAUAUGUCAUGAUGUUAAAUAACAAAGCCAAUUUUAGUAGAUCAUACAACAAGUUUAACUAUUUCAGGAUUCGAAGCUUUCCUACGAAGAAGUUCUUCAAAACAAAGAUGUUUUCGCAAAAUCCGAUGCUUCUCACGACAAUGAUUUAUCACAUUUAUAUCCUCAUGAAGAAUUGUGA
Caenorhabditis angaria is the source of this 982-nucleotide messenger RNA. NCBI's taxonomy places the organism in Eukaryota, Metazoa, Nematoda, Chromadorea, Rhabditida, Rhabditidae. The record is from the annotation of a GenBank genome assembly.